AUGACCUUUGGCGAUACUUCCAUGUUUGGUAGCCAGCACUCUGAUGACCCAGGUCCUCCAAGGAAGGGGGCGCGCACUGAGGAUUCCGACUGGCUCCGCGAGAUGUUCGGUGACAUCUGCUCGAACAUGGCCACGAAGUCCGACGUCGCUGAGGCCAAGCGCACCACCAACGAACAUGAGGUCAACAUAGACGCGCAGGCCUCUCGCAUGAAGUCCGUCGAGGACAAGUCCAACAACAACAUGGGUGUUGCCCAAGAGGCUGCAGCUCCAGUGCUCCCCGAGGCGGUCGACAGACAGCUGAAGGCAGUGCAGGAGCAGAACAAGAGGAUGCAAGCAGAGCUAUCUGCCAUCUCUCCCCCCUCUCCUACCAGCAGGUCGAGUGCUUCGGCCGCAUCUCACGACGUGGAGAAGGCGAGUGACAACUGCAAGAUCUGGAUCGCUGGCUCCCUUUGUCCUCUGCUCAGCAAUGUGAUGGACGCGCAUGCUACUCAACUACAUCGCCAGCAUUCCCACAAUUUCCAGACCGCGUACAGCAUCGCGUUCGAGUCGCCGACGUGCGCCAAGGACUUCCUGGCGUGCGCUCGCACGUUCGGAGUGGUAUGGCACGAUCCUCGCACCAACGCAGACUGCCAGUUGAAGAUGCAUGAAUGCGUCGUGGACGCAGCCAAGUCCGCCAACAACUGGAACGAACGCUGCACGUCGGGGUCACAGGGGUAUCGAGGUACUCCAUGGCUGAUCGCUAACGACGACACCGAGAAUCUCUUCAAGGCCAAGGGCGCCGACUCCAUGCAGCUCGAUGUCAUCCCGAACGUCGAGGCGCUGAAGAAGCUCGGCUUCGCCGAGGAGACCAUCAGCCACGCGAGCAAGUGCCUCUUCUACGUCUUCCAGUUCGUCUGGGCCUCCCGGCUCGAGCUGUUCGUCAUCUGGGUGGGGCCGGUCUCCGGACGCAAGCAGUUAGCGUGCAACGCCCUUCAGGCCGCGGCGAAGCUUGUCCGAGCCAAGCUUGAGCAGAAGGGCAGGGGGCGGCCCGAGGUCGAAGCGCACGCGAGCUGCGACCCCGCGCGGGGCGGCGAGGUGAUGCUGCACGUGUACGACAAUGGCUCGCACCGGGUCCAGGCAAUCAACGCGAUGCUUGCCCCGCUCGAUAUGGGGAUCUACCAUUGCGGGUUGGAGGUGUACGGCUGGGAAUGGAGUUUCUCGGACACUAGCAGCGUGGACAGCACGUCUGGGGUAUUUUGUACCCGUCCUGCGCAGAGUCCGGGCUUCAACUAUCUGGAGUCACUUUCAUUGGGCGACACCGUCGUCUCCCCUGUGAGCUGGCGCAAGAUCAUAGGAGCCAGGACGGAGCACCGGAGAUUCGGGGACAAGAUCGGACCCAGGAGGUUGACGCCGACGACCACGGAUAAUGCCCAGGCAGAGAGCUAG
This is a messenger RNA of Prorocentrum cordatum, 1425 nucleotides long. Lineage: Eukaryota; Dinophyceae; Prorocentrales; Prorocentraceae. The record is from the annotation of a GenBank genome assembly.